AUGGAGAGCAUAGCAAAAAUACCGAAUCUUCAACUAGCCCAAGCUCGAUUCAUAUGGGCUCAUCCAGCUGCCUCUACCGAAUUAAAAGAUCAUGCAAGGAAUUUAUUAGACGCUUCCAUCAAAGAAGCCAACAUGUCACAUCUAUAUCAAUCACUGACUGAACAAUUCCACACUCAACUACCCAAAAACAACGAUCUCCUCACGAAAAUGCAAACUGCCAAUGACACUGAAUUGGCCAAACUGGAAGAACGAUUAGAUGAUGCUUCAAAGAAUCUAGGAGAAACUGAAAUCAGUGAUGCUUUGAUCGCUAAAGCUGAAUUUCUAACUAAAAUCGGUGACAAGGAACGAGCAUUAACAGCAUACAGAGCUGCAUACGACAAGACUGGUCCUCUAGGUGCUCGUAUCGAUAUGGUCUUUACUCAGAUUAGAAUAGGCUUCUUUUACAAUGAUACGGAUCUUAUUACUCGUAAUAUUGAGAAAGUCAAGAGUCUGAUUGAAGAAGGCGGAGACUGGGAUCGUCGAAACAGACUGAAAGUCUACGAAGGAAUACAUAGAAUGUCUGUUCGAGAUUUCAAGGGUGCUGUAAACCUCUUGUUGGAUUCAUUGGCUACCUUCACAUCCACUGAAUUGAUGGAGUACAAGGAUUUCGUAAAGUAUACAGUCUUGACUGCUACUAUUACUCUACCAAGACCUGAACUCAAGAAGAAGGUCAUCAACGCUCCUGAAGUAUUGGAAGUAAUACACGAAAUUCCUCACUUGCAGGAUUACGUCAAUUCACUCUACAAGGGUGAAUAUGAUGUGUUUUUCAAAUGUUUGGCUGCUAUUGAGCAAGAUUUGAAAAUGGAUCGAUGGACUUUUGAUCACUAUCAAUACUAUGUCCGUGAAAUGCAAAUCAUUGCGUACUCUCAGCUCUUGGAAUCAUACAGAUCAGUCACUAUAUCAUCUGUUGCUGAUCAUUUCGGAGUAUCUGAAGAUUGCAUUGAUCACCACCUCUCAUCAUUCAUUGCUUCAGGACGAUUGAAUGCGGUCAUUGACAAAGUGACUGGUAUUGUUGAAACCAAUCGUCCUGAUGCCAAGAAUGCUCAAUAUCAAUCUGCAAUCAAACAGGGAGAUUUAUUGCUCAAUCGCAUACAAAAGCUCAGUAGAGUCAUUGCCCUGUAA
This is a messenger RNA of Synchytrium microbalum, 1161 nucleotides long. RefSeq lists its product as uncharacterized. The record is from RefSeq and is a predicted model, not a curated record. The coding region runs from base 1 to 1161 and encodes 386 amino acids. Gene Ontology annotation, biological process: proteasome-mediated ubiquitin-dependent protein catabolic process. Gene Ontology annotation, cellular component: proteasome regulatory particle. Lineage: Eukaryota; Fungi; Chytridiomycota; Chytridiomycetes; Synchytriales; Synchytriaceae. The transcript has 8 exons.